AUGCCGGCCCCAUACUCCGACAACCUGUACUCCGGGCACGACAACCCCUGGGAGGAUGAGCAGCAGCACGACGACAGCAGUGCGCUGUCGCCCGCCGACGGCUACUUCCACGCGUCGUCGUCUGGGCUAGACGAGGCCGCAACGUCAUCGCAGCCCUCCCCGGCGCGCCAGUCGUCCAGCGUGCCCUUUGUGCCCAAUGUCAUGGUGGAGGACCCGACGCUGCAGGAGGACCGCGCCGCCGCAAAGGCGAGAGAGGCCGCGGAGGAGAGCCGCAUAAAUAGAGCUGCUGCCGGCGGCUCGACUCCCUUUGACGACCGCCAGCCGCAUCACCACCCUUCAGUGGCUCACGAGGCCAGCUUCUACUCGCCCGCUCACCCUUCCCGUGCUCCUCCGCCUGCCUCCCCGGCUGCUGCAUAUCCCCAGUUCCAGCCUCAUCGCCACCUGGGCUCGUCGUCGGCCUCAGCGUCGUCGUCAUCUGCCUCCCCCUCCGGCCACUAUCACCGGCGUAGCAUUGACGAAGAGGUUUCGUCGUUCCAGCCUGCGGGUUCUAUGGGCCAGCCUGCAAACCAGUACACGGUCCAUCGACAAACCGACGCACCUCCGGCAUACUCUCCUUCGGCCUCGUCACCGCCGCUGUCUUCUGGCUAUCAGACAUUUACGCCUCCACAAGCGGCUGCACAGUCCGAAGCCAUGGGCGUGCCUGAGGAGAACCAGAAUUUGCUUCCACGACAGCCUGAGUCUAUGGGUGGAGCGCCCAAUGGACCCCAAGAGACAUUGUGGCGAAGAUUCAAACGUAACACCAACACGAGAAAGAGGGUUCGCACCAUCCUUGGCGUCCUUGUUAUACUUUCCAUUGUAAUUGCGUUGUUUGGCGGCAGCAUUGGCGUGCGCGACAACGACAGGAAGAAGCCUGGCAUCAUUGACAAGUCACCUGUGAAAGCGCCCCCAACUAACAACCCUCCCCCCAACAUGGUGUGGCCUCCUAGCAACAACUGCUUGGGUGGGCCCUUCAAGGACUCAAAGAUCAACGAGGUUGUCAGCUUCGGUAGCAGCAAAAAGCUUAGCAUUAUCCAAACCAUCGAGAAAGACGGCAGAAACCGCCGGGGGCCCACGCCAAACGUCUAUGGCGAGGUCAUCUUACAGCCUGUUGAUACCUCCUCUUCCGGACAGAUUCAGCUUGAAAUCGUCACCAACGACGAAGAUCUGCAUGUCGAUGUCGACUUCAACAAGCGAGACCAACAGUUCAAGGUGACUGUUCCCCGCUGGGUCGACUGGAGGGAGCCCAGCUGGCGGCCCUGCAUCCAGAUUAGAAUCACCGUCUCUGUCCCUCGUGAGGCUCAGCUCGAAUCGCUUCACGUUGAGACUGUUCAACUCAACGUCGCUAUCAAAGAUGGCUUCGUCCUUAGCUCUGUUACCGAUGCUCAGAUCAAGACUGUUACAGGAGAUGUGGUUACGGGCCGCUUGUCGUCGGGCGAUGUGGCACCGUACACUUUGGCCUCUCGGAGCAUCAUCAUUGAUACCGUCAGCGGCGAUGUUAUCGGCUGGUUCCCUCUAUACGACCUCGUCAAGAUCCACAGCGUUUCUGGCGAUAUCAAGACGGAUCUUACUCCAAAGCCGUCACAGGAUAAGAAGCCUGAACAGGCCGUGCUCAAUGUCGAGUCUGUUUCCGGAGAUAUCAAGCUAGUUGAGCCUUUGCUCAGCAACAAGCGCGAUGACGAAUUCCCUCCGCGAGACUACGUCGUUGGCGUGUCCUCGUCUUCUGGCGACAUUACCGCUGAGCUGGCUUUUACAUCAAAAGCAAAGAUUGAGACCAUCUCUGGCCACCAAAAGUUGAAGCUGCUGCCCCUCUUUGGAUCUAGUUCGUCCCAGCCUAUCCUUUCGACCGACACAAAGAGUGGAGAGACUACGUUGACGCUGCUGGAGCCAUUGUGGAAGGAGCCUGCAGCCGGUUACCUCGACCACAUGACGCCGUCAAAGGACAAGAACUCAAAGUUGGAUAACUACGACGAACCUUGGAUCAUUAUCCACCCCGACCAGCAACUGAACAAGCUUCCGGGCCAGAAACGUGCACCCACUAUGAAUGCCAGCGGUGGAGGUGAUGGGUUGACCCGUCUCAAGUCUCACCACGCAUCCAUUAGCGGCGAUUUCAGGCUCAACUACCCUGUUUCAUGGGAAGGAAAGUUUCUCUUGACGUCUCUUUCAGGCUCCCAGGACAUUCGAGGCGAUGAUUUGCACUUUAAACGAUCUGGAGGUAUCAUUAAGCGCAUUGAGGGAACCAAGGGCGAUGGCAAAUCUGACCUGACCAUUGAUUCUAUGUCUGGCCGCGAGGAGCUGGUAUUUGCAAAUGCUUGA
This is a messenger RNA of Trichoderma asperellum CBS 433.97, 2352 nucleotides long. Lineage: Eukaryota; Fungi; Ascomycota; Sordariomycetes; Hypocreales; Hypocreaceae. The record is from RefSeq and is a predicted model, not a curated record.